CUCAACACCACGUGGUAUAGUCGAGUGCUUUGUGAAAGGGGUCCCACUGUCGCAAGCCUCUCUUUAUCAAUGACAACAAGAGAGAUACGCAUAUUUGAUAGUCGACACUGCUUAGGGUAACAUAACCUGUGGUCCGGGUUUCGUAUAUCACUCACAAGCUUCAUCGUGGGUCACCAAACAAUCGGAACGUGUGCAGCGGGCGUUGAAAAUAAUUCUCCGAGAUCCUCUGAAUGCAUAUAACAUACAUAGCGCCACAACGCGGAAGUUAAACUGUUCGUGAGAAACGCAUGUGGUUGCUUGGACAUAGCCGACUUAAUUUGUGAAUUAUAUCAUGAAGGCAGUUGUGUGGAUGGUGUUCGGCGUCAUGCUACAUAUGUCUUCUCAUGUAGUACUAGGUACAGCCACAAUAGGGCCUGCCACCGGCUCAGUGAUGGAAGGGGAUAGCUACACGUUCACCUGCAGUACCACGCAGCAGGGAGAGUAUUUGGUCUAUUUUAAAGAGGGCACUAUCACCUAUUGCCAAUUUGGUGGCAUGACAACGAAUGAGGGACUGGAGUGUGGGGUUGAGAGAGGGGAGCCCUCCAAGUAUUAUUUCAAAAUACCCCACACCUAUCGGAACCACUCAAGUACAGACUGGUUAUGUCAGGCUGGUCCAGAUCAGAGCAACAUGGCAAAACUAGAUGUCUGGUACCCGCCGGCGAUAAAAAGUUUUACGACCAACCAUGAAUCCAACAAAAUCGAGGUCAACAUAAACGACACUGUCACCCUGGUUUGUCAAUACGAAGGUAACCCAGCCGCCGACGUCAUCAUCAAAAAGCAAGGUCGGAGUCUGCAGACUGUAGACGACGAUGUCGCUGUGAGGUCCACUCUGACAACAGUGAGUUGUCAAGAUAUGGCGACCUAUGUAUGCCAAGCCUCGAAUAGGUUUGGCUCUGCCUCAUCAAAUAUUCAACUAAUAGUCAGAUGUCCUCCAACACAAGGUGCAUCCCAAGGUACAACCACGACCUCCCUUGAAGGGGACGUAACUCUGACCCUGUCAGUAAUGGCAUACCCUCGGCCUACCUUCACAUGGUUUGGCCCGCUUGGGAACAUGUUAGACGCAAACAAUGGUUCUCUCGACGCUAAUCUGAACGUCAUCAGCAGGAUUACCAUUAAAGGUGUCACUGAGGAUGACCUUGGAGUAUACACAGUUAUUGUCAAAAACAAUCUUGGAUCAGGAAAUUUUACCAUCGCACUAGCCACAGAAGAUCCCGUCAGUGGGGGUUUGGUGGCCGGGCUUGUUAUCGGCGGGCUUACAAUUCUGGUGAUUGUUGCUGUUUCGGUCGUCUUGAUAAACCGAAAGAUGAGGAAGGAAGACGACAACGAUUUAGACAUGGAUAUUAUGAACAGCACUGCCGAAGAUGACACGAACGGAAAUCUGUAUGCCCAAGUAAAAAAGCCACGUAAAGAAAGUAACGGAGAUUCCAAUCUGAAGGAAGACUCGACUAACAAACAAGGUCUGAAGACAGGUGUGGAUGAAGAUGGCCUGCUCUACGUUAGUGUGGAUGUUGAAGACCCGCCUGACAGCGCCGUCGACAUACUCAGGACUAAAGACGACGACGAUCCUACACAGUAUGCCGACCUUGCCUUCAACCAACCUGGCGCCCAGGACAUACACUAGCGACGUCAGGACGGAACCCUGAUGAGUAGAAACAAUGAGUGGUCGCAUCGAAUUUUCUAUGCUUGGCGUUCCCUAGUCGUGCCUGGAUGAGCUGAACAUGGGUUCGAAUCUCAAAUUCGCUUCGAUUAUGACCCUCGGUUUGUCACCACGAAACCCAUGCAUGUAGGUUUGACCAAGGUGGUACACGUGUAACACCAGCGUGCCUUCCUCACAUCAAACUGACACGCCGUGAUAUAACUGAAAUAUUGUUCAAAGCGGCGUUUAGUCCCACAGACAUCGAAGUGCUACAAUGGUACAGUUGUACAUUACUCCUUCAAACAUUUUUCAGCUAUAACAUUGCCAAAGUAUACACCGUGAAGAUCCGGGGUAGAAUAGGUAUUCAGCAACCCAUGCUUGUCGUAAAAGGCGACUAUGCUUGCCGUAAAAGGCGACUAACGGGAUCGGGUGGUCAGGCUCGCCAACUUGGUUGAUGCAUAUCAUCGUAUACCAAUAGCAUUCAUCGGUGCUCUUGACAUCAAUCACUGGAUUGUCUUGUCCAGAUUUGAUUAUUUACAGACCGCCAUCAUACAGCUGGAAUAUUGAAUAUCAUUAAACAAAACGAAAAAAAAAGAAUAAAAACAAGACCACACUCACACGUGGUGAGAAGGUUCGCUAACUUCCCUUGUAGGCCAUACCUGCUGGGUAUAGAAAACAAGGUGAACAGUAAGAAAAACGUAGGAACACAUGUACAUGUCUAAUUUGGCUAAACUCAUUUGCACCAUACAAUCUAGAUACAUUCAGCCCAUCAAAAAGAAUUAGCUCACCCGCAUGUCUCCAAAACAAUACACGAUAGGUACUGUGAAUCUGUACAAAAAGUGCAAGAAAAGCAAAUUUCAAUAAUUUCUUUUACACAAUCAUCUUGAGAUAUACAGUAAUGUUUAUAGCUCUUCCAAGAUCAAGGGAAAUAUUCAUGUGUGCUUCCACCUGAUUGGAAAAACAAUUAGCAAUGUUACAUAGUCUGUGGAUACGAAUACAUUAUAUAAUGUGCUUACGCUAGUUUAGCCAGACCUCUACUGCUCCACAAAAACGGUUAUCCGUGUUAGCAAAUGUGUGUAUGACAGUAUUAUACUUGCGUGUUCAUCUUGGGUCGUGCCAGUACCUGCAAGAGAACGAAGGAAGCUGGACUAGAAGUCACAAAACCAUAUCAUAUUUUGAAAGUUUCAAAAACUAUAAAAUUUCAAACCCGCCAAAAAUUAUCCUUUUCUCCUUGCGGUGAACUCGUGUGGUAUUAUCAUAAGAGGGAUAGUAUAAUUGAU
Haliotis rufescens (red abalone) is the source of this 2955-nucleotide messenger RNA. Its product is annotated as neural cell adhesion molecule 1-like. Gene Ontology annotation, molecular function: cell adhesion molecule binding. Gene Ontology annotation, biological process: cell-cell adhesion. Gene Ontology annotation, cellular component: cell-cell junction. Lineage: Eukaryota; Metazoa; Mollusca; Gastropoda; Lepetellida; Haliotidae. The record is from RefSeq and is a predicted model, not a curated record. The transcript has 8 exons. The coding region runs from base 332 to 1660 and encodes 442 amino acids.